Messenger RNA from Vanrija pseudolonga, 1731 nucleotides. RefSeq names its product putative MFS-type transporterc. The coding region runs from base 1 to 1731 and encodes 576 amino acids. Gene Ontology annotation, biological process: transmembrane transport. Gene Ontology annotation, molecular function: transmembrane transporter activity. Gene Ontology annotation, cellular component: membrane. The record is from RefSeq and is a predicted model, not a curated record. The transcript has a single exon. NCBI's taxonomy places the organism in Eukaryota, Fungi, Basidiomycota, Tremellomycetes, Trichosporonales, Trichosporonaceae.
AUGUCUCUUGCAAUCCCCCGCACCACUACGAUCGAGCCCGCCUCCGACGCGCCGGAUCCACGAUUCCUCCCGCACACCCGAACCAUUUCGACCACCGACGUGGAUACGCUGGUCCCGACGCCGAUGACCAAAGGGCCUGGGAAGGACGCCGAGGUCGACAUUGUCGGCGCCAGCUACAAGCUGGAGAAGGCGACCGCAGGCGCCACACCGACGCAGUCUAGUUCCGCCACCGACCCCGAAGCCUGCACCUCCGACAGCGACGACGCACCACGCAAGAAGCUCUCUCAAGGACUCAAGUGGACCCUGCUUUUCAUCUUCGCCCUCGCAAUGUUCAUCGAUAUCCUAUUCUACUCGGCGUUCUUUGUCUUUAUGGACCUCAUCUCCCACGACCUCCACAUCGACUUUGCCCAACAGUCGUGGGUUAUCACGGCAUACAGCGUCACGUUCGCGGCCUUUCUCCUCUUCUGGGGCCGUGUAUCAGACCUCUACUCGCCAUCCCAGGUCUUCUCCUGGGGAUUUGUCGCGCUGGGCGUCCUGUCUCUCGUCACAUCCUUCCUGCCCGACAAGUACAGCUUUUUCAUUGUCCGCGCGCUGGCCGGCAUCUCUGGCGCCAGCCUCAUCCCUGCAAGCUACCGCCUCAUUGUGUUUGUGUUUGAACCUCAUGAGCAGCCUCGCGCAUUCACCCUGUACGGCAUCUCGGGUGCGAUUGCCAACGUCACUGGGAUCAUCAUCGCAGGCGUCAUCAACCUUAUACCUGGUGGCGGCCAGAUGAGGAGCUGGCGCUGGUUCUUCCGCAUCGUCAGCAUGAUUAUCCUGCCCAUCGCGGCGUCGUCCUUCUACCUCAUCCCAGCAAGCACGGGCAAGGACGCGAAGAAGACGAAGCAAAAGUGGCGCCGACUCGACCUUGUUGGCGUCUUCCUCAUGCUCGUGGCCAUCGUGCUCCUCAUCCUUGGCCUCACCCUUGGCGCAUCGUAUGGCUGGAAAAAGCCAGGUUUCCUCGUCCCCUUCUUGCUAUCAUUCGCCCUCUUCCCCGCCUUCUUUUACUGGGAAUCUCGCCUCGACGACGACAUGGCUCUCAUUCCAACCAAAACGUGGAAGAUCCCGAACAUGGUCGUCCUCACCAUCUUUGCUCUCCAGAUCUACGCUUGGUGGGCAGUCAACUACCUCGCCCAUGUCCAGGUCUACACGAUUGUCUACCACGAGAGUGCGAUUCUCGCCGCCGUCCGCGUUCUGCCUGAGGGAGUGUCCGCCACCGCUGUCACCCUCCUCCUCAUGUUUUUCCCUCGCCUCGUCUCUGUCCGUCCGCGCUACACCAUCCUUAUCGGCACUGCCCUUGGUGCCGUCGGGUGUGCACUCAUGGCCCAGCCAAACAACUGGCAGAAGGACUACUGGCGCUACCUUUUCGCCGGAUUUAUUCUCGGCUCGGGUGGCACCAUGGCGUCGUUUACUGGCGUUAAUGUCGGCGUCAUGACUGCAGUGCCGCCUGAGAUGGCGGGUGUUGCGGGGGCUAUUCUGCAAGUUUCCUUUCAGAUGGGCACGGCGGUUGGCUUUUCGGUGCAGUCUGGGCUCUUGACCAUUAAGCCGGGUGGGCUCACCAAUCCCACAAACGUCCACGCCAGCUUUUACUUUCAGCUCGGCUGGGCCGCGCUUUGGUUCCUCGGUUUUGCGGUGUUGUACCGGCCGUCAAAGAGCGGCAGCGACGAGGAGAACCGCAAGGUGGACGCGGAGUAG